Messenger RNA from Caenorhabditis briggsae, 1083 nucleotides. Lineage: Eukaryota; Metazoa; Nematoda; Chromadorea; Rhabditida; Rhabditidae. Gene Ontology annotation, biological process: phosphocreatine biosynthetic process. The record is from RefSeq and is a predicted model, not a curated record. The transcript is spliced from 4 exons. The coding region runs from base 1 to 1083 and encodes 360 amino acids. Gene Ontology annotation, molecular function: creatine kinase activity.
AUGACUGCGUCGCCGGAAGUUCAAAAAGCCAUUGAAGAUGUCUUCACUAAACUCCAGGGAGCUUCUGAUUGCACCUCUUUGCUCAAGAAGCAUUUGACAAAGGAUGUUGUUGCUAAAAACAAGUCGAAAAAGACCCGUCUCGGAGCUACGCUUCUGGACGUGAUCCAGUCGGGUGGCGAAAAUCUUGACUCUGGUGUAGGCAUCUAUGCCCCAGAUGCUGAAAGCUACACUUUGUUUUCCGAUCUCUUCAAUCCUGUCAUCGAGGAAUAUCACAAUGGCUUCAAAGCAACUGACACGCAACCUGGUAUGGAUCUCGGAGAGAAAAACAUCGGUGAGCUCGCUGAUCUCGACCCAGAAGGAAAGUUCAUUGUGUCGACUCGCAUCCGUUGUGGACGUUCUCUUCAAGGGUACCCUUUCAAUCCAUGUUUGUCCGAGACCAACUACAAAAUGAUGGAAACUCGAAUGAAGGAAAUUUUCAACACCAUUACCGACCCCGAGCUCAAGGGAACGUACUACCCUUUGACUGGAAUGAAUGAUGAAACCAAGAACAAGUUGAUCGCUGAUCAUUUCUUGUUCAAAGAGGGUGAUCGCUUCCUUAAAGCUGCGAAUGCCAACCGCUACUGGCCGACUGGUCGUGGAAUCUUCCACAAUGAAAAGAAAACGUUCCUGGUGUGGGUGAACGAGGAAGACCACUUGCGUAUUAUCUCCAUGCAAAACGGAGGUAACGUCGGAGAAGUCUUGAAGAGACUCAUCACUGGAUUGAACCUGGUCGCUGCCAAGGCUCCAUUUGCUCGUCACCCUCGUCUUGGAUGGCUGACUUUCUGCCCUACCAAUCUCGGUACCACCGUUCGCGCUUCGGUUCACAUUAAGCUGCCAAAGAUUUCUGCCAAGGAUGACUUCAAAAAGAUUUGCAGUGACAUGAAACUUCAGAUUCGCGGAAUUCACGGUGAGCACUCUGAAUCGAAGGAAGGGAUUUAUGACAUCUCCAACAAACAACGUCUGGGAUUGACAGAAUAUCAAGCCGUUCGUCAAAUGUACGACGGAGUCAAAAAGUUGAUCGAACUCGAGAAGGCCGCCUCCUAA